GUUCAGAGUUACAAUAACCUAGGCUUAUUUCAUGAUGAGAGUAAGGAAGAUUUGUUCAUGCAGUGCUGAGACGUAUGAUCGUCUUUCACCGUGUGCAUGAACCAACUUGAGAACGAGUAACUCGAUUUUCCGUAAAUUUAAAAUUCCAGAAUUUUCAGAAAAAGUUGAAUAAUUUCAAUUUUAAUUGGCCACUGUUUCCAACACCUCGCGCUUACUGCAGCAUCAAGGAAUGAAUUUCAAUUCCAAAUUGUGCAGAAAUCCUGAAUGAGAAUGGAUCAUGUAGGAAUUUCUCUGCUUCGAUAGACUAACUAAGCAGUUCCUGUACUAAAGAGCCUGUGGAAGGUUGCUGCUGCAACAAGUACCGUGCCAACAGGUGUUUCUUGGAAGUCGUCCAAUAACCGUUGCCUUUCACCACUGCACUCAACAGUAGCGAAGUCGCAACUUGGAUUUAUGAGAAUUUGCGUUGGGUAAUCCAGGGACUGCGAUUGUUGUGACAGGAGGGCCGAGGACUGAAGCUCCACCACGCGAAGCAAGUGUCCUGGGGGCGGUGACGGUGGAGGAUGGACGGGGCAGCAGGGGAGCCUGCCGUGACGCCUCGGGGCCCGUGGCAGGGGCUGUGGCGUCCGGACCUUGUACGGGAUUCCACCUGGCGCUGAACGGGGCCACUGCAUGCUUCAGGGACGCCGUUUCUCGCCUCUGUGGGUCCAGCCGAGCGUCUCCUAACGAAGUUGCAUUGCCAGGGGGGGAGGCACCGUCCAGAAGAACAGCUGUGUCUGAAGGGGAGCCAGAAGCUGCCAUGUGCUCUCAGCAGACCGGCUCCGGACCCAGCCCUGGUAGUUCUUCGUCAUGUGAGGACAGCUGUAAACCGCCGCCCAAGAAUUGCUACCGGCUUGUGCUCCUCGGAUCUUCCAGGGUCGGCAAGACGUCCAUUGUUGCCAGAUUUCUUAACAACAAGUUUGAGGACUCUUACACUCCGACCAUUGAGGACUUCCACCGGAAACUUUACCGCAUUCGUAAUGAGGUCCAUCAGCUGGACAUUCUGGACACUUCCGGAAACCACCCAUUUCCCGCCAUGAGAAGAUUGUCUUUUCUUACUGGUGAUAUAUUCCUGUUAGUAUUCAGUAUGGACAGCCGGGAAUCGUUCGAAGAGGUAGUGCGUUUGCGCGAACAAAUUCUGGAAACCAAACUAAGCGCAUGCGCAUCAGCAAAUAGUUCUGGAAGCGGACGGAAGAAGGCGUCCUUGUCGAGAGUUCCUAUGGUCAUUGUUGGAAACAAGUGUGAUAAAGAUAUGAGGACUGUAUCUGUAGAUGAAGCCUCGGCAUACGUCGAGACACAAGACGACUGCUGUGUGUUCGUCGAGGCAUCAGCCAAACGCAACAUAAGAGUCGACGAACUUUUCUAUGAGCUCUUCGUAGUAGCUGGGCUCCCGUUGGAGAUGGCACCGAACCAUCACAAACGCCUGCACCCCAGCUUUGGCAGCCCGUACACGCUGCCCCCUCCCACACCGAGCCAUCGCUCCAAGAAGUGUACCAUCUCCAUCAAGCGACGUCUGAGCGACGCUUGUGGUGUUGUCGCGCCGAAUGUCAGACGUCCGAGCAUUCGAACUGAUCUCAUGAUCAUGCGUACCAAAACUUCGUUAGGCAGUGGCAUUGUUGGUGAUGGUGGAGGCUCCGGGGGGUUGGGUGGUGGUCGUGUUUUUGGGAGUCUUAGAGGAUUGGUAAGAGGCAGACGGAGAGGUCGUGCAGGGGCUAAUCUUGGCAUUGGGGUCUCCUCAGAUGACGAACAUAGAUGUGUCAUACAAUAACGGCUCUUUAUUUUUCACGUUCACGAAGAAGUUUUUGCAUGGCUGAAAGGGGUGCUGCUGGUAAGGACAAGUGUGUAUUAUACGAUUUCACACUUCCUACCCCGUCUUCACAGAUUAGGUCCUCUGGCAUGUUCCGCUUUGUAAUUAAUUCGAAAACAAUAAACUCCUUAACAUCUGGUAGUACUCUGUGUCCGGAGUAUAGGCCCAUCACAUACACCGGAUAACAUACGAUAGAAAUCCAUGUGAUUCCAGUCUUAAGCCAAAAUCGAUUUCUUACGUUCUGUUGAUCAUCUUUUAGUGCUUUAGUAACAGUAUAAAAGUUUUUAUUAAGUUUAUAUUCAUUCAGUUUGUUAUGUAUUAGGUCGGAUUCAGGGCGGAGCGGUUAUGUUAGCCGUGUUAGCAGUGUUAAUCCGGCUAACACUUGUAAAAAAUAAAAAAGCCUUGUGCCGUAUUUUCAUAGUUCAGCGGCACUUCACACAUUGAACACAACAGAAUCGAUCAAAUAAAAUGUAUCUUUAGGCAAUUCCAUCCAGCCAGGCGUUGUUAGCUAUCUAGUUGAGGUUUACGCUCGCUGCGAGUGUAAGUAUGGUAACAACAUCCUGGCUGGCUGGCUGGCUGGCUGGCUGAAGCUGGUGAAAUAUGCAUUUUAUCUUAUCGGUUCUGCUGUGAUCCAGUCUAUGGAAUGCCAAUGAACCAGGAAAGGAAGACAAGACUUUAUUUGUCUGUUUUUCAACACGGGAUAACACAGCUAACCUUAACAUAUACUUACCGCCUUUGGUCGAAAUUCUGUAGUUGCGUAAUGAGCCCAUCUCAAGUCUUCUAACUAUACAAGACAGAAUAUUAAAAAGAAGAAACUCAUUUACGCUUGGAAUCUAUUUUUCAAUACUAAUUUUCUUUGCAGUCCCAUUUUGUGUGGGAUCUUUCACAAUCUUCAAGAAAAUGAGAACUCUAGAAUUUUUAUAUGUCUAUAUAUAAAGGAAAAAUAUUUAAAUCACAUCAAAUACUGAUUAUCUUUGAGACUCAUUUAACUGAUUAUUCAUUUAAAUUAAACAUACAAAUUGUAGAAUGUCGGAAGAGUGUAAGCGUAUUGUUCUCUUUAUUUUGGCUUGUUCUGACUUAGGUCUGGGGCUGAGAUAUUAAAUCUUUUGCAUAUGCAAUAGGAUUCCUUGGGUAUAAAAUAAGAAAAUCGCAUCACAAUUUUGAAAAUAUUUUUCCUACUUGAAUAUCAAGUUCUCAUCCCAGUUUGUUGGCGCUGUAUGGGCGUGCACAUCUUGAAUUUUACCGAGACUGACUACAAGUUACUCAUAUUGUAAUCGUGUUAACAUGUGACCUGUUUUUUGUGUGUUGUCAGGAACUGCAUCUCAUCCCGUGAGAUUAUGCUUACACAAUAAAUAGAAGUAACUUUUGUUACUUGUUCGAAACAUUAAGUUUGGUGAUCAGUUGAGCCAUUUUGAAACAGACGUCCAACGUUUCACAGACUAUCUCAGCCUAUUGAACCUCUGAUGACUGAGAAAGAGACAGUGCUACAAAUGUUGGAUUUCUACUCUGAAUUGAUCGUCCGAGACGAGUUGAUCACGUCUGGCUGUCAUUAAGGCUUCAAGUCUCAUACUGAAUAGCAGUACUUGUUUAGAAUUAUUUGUACCUUUCGCCAUGAUGUAAAAAUCGUGAGUAUUUUUAUGUGAAGAACGUGAUGUGUUUUUUUUUUCAUUUUGUUAAUAAUUCUUAACAUGGUUACAUUUAUUUACAUAUUUUACUUAUUUUCCAUGUAUUUGAAAAAUAUUAGAGUAGAAAUAUAACCGUUGUUCGGUUAAAAUAAUACUCUCAAUUCAGCCAAAUUUAUGCACUACUUAAUUGAAUACCAUAAAAGGAGGUGUAAUACAAAAUAAAACAGCAGGAUAGAUAGGAAACAACUCUAUUUUAUUUCUAAACCACACAGUAAUGGAUCGUGAGAAAUAACGUACGUGGUUAUAUUUAUUAGUACUGAGGUAAAUCCAUCCCAUUACGCGCCAUGUAGGCGCGUAGGGGAGAGAAUUAUAGCUCCUAUUCAUUCUCAACCUCAGCACUAGAUUGGGGUUUUACUGUUAAUGAGAGGUUUCAUAAACCGAAGUAAUCAGAAGCAAGUGACAGCUUUUAGGUAAUUUUCUGUAUCCAUACAAGAAGGAAGGUUUCAUACUUUUCAAAUGUGAUAAACCAGCGUAAUCAAUUUUUAUUUCAAGCACUAUUUGUAAGAGUUAUUUCGUCAUAAUUUCAUUGUUUUUAUCUGUAAUGUUUGCAAAACUGAAUACAAAUUGAUGAAUGCUCUGAGGUACACUGCUGUUAAUCUGUUUGCACAGCAUAUGUACCUGUUAGGUAAAAACAGUGAUUUUUUACACUGUGAUUUUACUUUUAAUAUUAGUAUAUAAACAAGUAAGUAUUACAGGUUUAUAUUAAAUGAACACCACAUGUUAUGUAUGAAGCAAUACUCAUGUGUAAAUAUGAUUUUCUGAACAAUAAUCCAGGAUUUUGAAGCCAUUCUUAUCCACUUAAAAUCAAAAGAUGACAAUUUUGCUUAAUGCUGAUUAUUAAUCAAAACUAAAUGCAUAUUUUGCUUAUGUAACAGCAAAGUCUAGAAUAUAAAAUUAUAACAAAUAACAUAAUACUUGUAUUUAACAACUUUCUACUGUAGUUAGUUUUGUUUAUAUACAAUUGUAUUCUUUAAAGCUCGAUAUUCUGAAAAGGUCUCCAGUCUGUGUUCUGUCUACCGCAAAUAAACGUGAUAAAAUGUUCGUGUUUUGAAUGGCUGAGAGUGUCAUGCCUGUAAUUAAAUUAUAUUAAAGAAUUUUUUUAGUGUGUUAUUUAACCCUUGCCUGUGCUGAGAUUUUAGCUAACAGAAAAUAUGCUACAUUCGUAUGUAUAUUUCCAUGAUAAUAUAGGUAUUGUCGAGAAGACACAAAUGGCUGGAAGUACUAAACGUCUGUGAAAUAUAUCAAACAGGAUGUGGUUUACCGGAAGUCAAUAAAAUAAAAUAAUUAUUUUAAUAAAUUCUGGACAAGACUGAAUAUGCUUCAUACGAAAUGUAUGGAUUAUGCUAAAUACAUAAAAGUUGUAGUUUGUGUCUGCCGUUAUCCCAUAUAUGCAACCUUAACCAAUAUAAACAUCACUGUGAGUGAGAAGAUCAUGUUUAUAAAAUACGCUGUAACUUUCUCAUUCUUUUUAAACGUUGCAUAUUGAUUGUAUAAAUAUCUAUGAUUUUAAUAAAUAAAAUACAGAAUGAUCGAAAAAUCACGUAACCUAUUCCUGGCACAUGUUCUAUUUGUACACUUUCGUAGGAUAAUCCACUAUGAGGAGAAAUUUUUUCAGUGACUUUCGUUGAGGGCGUGACAAAUUUUGGGGGAUAUCGCCCAAACUAUCGUCAGUUGACAUUGAAAGUGACCGGAAUGGUUUUUGUCCUGCACGUUUCUUGUGUUAUGGAUACGGUUCGCCAGACGAGAUAUUAUCAAAUUUCGUUGACACAGGAGAAUCGGGAACUGUAUCCCGAAACUCAUUCUGGCAAAUUAAAAUAAGAACGAGAUGCCAGGAAGUGUCCGACACUGAACCCACGAUGCUACUGUGAAGAAGACAUUCUUGCACUUCGAUUGUUGAAAGGCAACUCACGGACUGUGUGGGCUGUUAUGUAAUCACAGAAUCGAAUCGAAUUGUACUGAAUUGCGACUACCAACAAAUAUUUUCAUGUGGGUUGCGUGUCUCUUCGAUUGUCCUGUAUGUACCCGUCUGAA
Molecule: messenger RNA, 5559 nt
Organism: Zootermopsis nevadensis
Lineage: Eukaryota; Metazoa; Arthropoda; Insecta; Blattodea; Termopsidae
Product: GTP-binding protein Rhes
Biological process (GO): signal transduction
Molecular function (GO): GTP binding; GTPase activity; G-protein beta-subunit binding
Source: RefSeq, a predicted model, not a curated record